Molecule: messenger RNA, 1545 nt
Organism: Penicillium brevicompactum
Lineage: Eukaryota; Fungi; Ascomycota; Eurotiomycetes; Eurotiales; Aspergillaceae
Gene: tim44
Product: protein translocase subunit TIM44
Exons: 2
Coding region: 1-1545 (514 amino acids)
Biological process (GO): protein import into mitochondrial matrix
Cellular component (GO): mitochondrial inner membrane
Molecular function (GO): protein-folding chaperone binding
Source: RefSeq, a predicted model, not a curated record
AUGAUUCCGACAAAGAUGUCUGCGGCACGAGCCGCUUCCCUGCGGUCUCAAGCACCGACUCUCAGAGCAUCAUCCCAACGGCUGUCUACUAGGACUGCUCAAUACUCAUCUGUCUCUGCGCAAAAGCUCGCAUUUUCCAACAGCAACCGAGCGGUUCUUCAAUCCUCUUCCACUUCGGCCUUCAAAGCUGUGUCGCCGUUUGCCGCUCUCCCUUUGACCCGUUCUUUCCACGUCGCAACAUCCCUCUGGCAGCAACAGCAGCAGCAAAAGCAACAGGAGGAAAAGAAAGAAGAAGAGCCCAAGUCUGACUCACAGGGUGAAGAAUCCAAGGAAGAAGGCAAGGAAAAGAAGGAAGAGAAGGCUCCGCCCCCACCUCACGGAGACAAGUCUCCCUGGCAGGUAUUCCGUGAGACCUUGCAGACCGAGUUCAAGGCCUCUAAGGAAUGGGAGGAAUCAACCAAGGCACUGGCAUCCUCCGCCCAUCAAUUCUCUGAGAACGAGAACGUGAGACGUGCGCGCGCCGCUUACGAGGCUGCCUCAACCGCAACAACCUCCAGAACAUCCACCGCCUUUAAGACAACUGGUCAGGUCAUCGGCAAGGGAGCUGCUUGGACGUGGAACACCGGUGUCGUGAAGGGUGUCCGCAAGGGUGUUAACGCAACCGGAGAGGGACUCGAGAAGGCCACGAGGCCUGUUCGAGAGACUGAAGCGUACAAGAGUGUGAAGGAUGCCAUUGAUGAUGGCAGCAGCUCCCGCUACGGUGGCUGGGUUGAGAAGGAGGAGCGUCGCCAGGCGCGCGAACGCCGCGAGGAGCUCGAUCGCAAGGCUGGAAAGACUCAUUUCGUCGAGGAAAGAGUUGAGAACCCCGAUGCCGGUACCAAUGUCACUGUCCACAAAGAUGCCGCCUGGAAGGACUCUUGGCGAGACUUCAAGGACUCCAAUCCCAUGAUGCAGAGACUCUUCUCCAUGAAGGAAACAUACAACGAGUCCGAGAACCCGCUCAUCAGCACAGCCCGCAGUAUCUCUGAUAAGAUUGGAGGCUUCUUUGCCGAGAACGAGACCGCUCAGGUCAUCAAGAAGUUCCGGGAGAUUGAUCCCAACUUCCAGAUGGAACCUUUCCUGCGGGAAAUGCGUGACUACAUGCUGCCCGAAGUCCUCGACGCCUAUGUGAAGGGAGAUGUCGAGACCUUGAAGCUCUGGCUCUCCGAUGCUCAAUACCACGUCUAUGCUGCUCUUGCCCAGCAAUACACCACAGCCGGUCUCAAAUCAGAUGGCCGGAUUCUGGAUAUCCGUGGUGUUGAUAUUUCACACGCCCGUAUCUUAGACCCUGGUGACAUCCCCGUGUUUGUCGUUACCUGCCGCACCCAGGAGAUUCACGUUUACCGUAAGGCCAAGACUGGCGAGCUUGCCGCCGGUACGGACGACAAGGUGCAACUGGUCACUUACGCCAUUGGAUUGACCCGUAUCCCUGAAGAAGUCAACAAUCCCGAAACCCGUGGAUGGAGAUUGAUCGAGUUGCAGAAGGCUGCUCGCGAUUACAUCUAA